UUUUCUUUGAGGAAGGUCUGUUUUCUCUCCAUCAUGCCCGAGCCCGCCAAGUCCGCGCCGGCCCCGAAGAAGGGCUCCAAGAAGGCGGUGACCAAGGCGCAGAAGAAGGACGGCAAGAAGCGCAAGCGCAGCCGCAAGGAGAGCUACUCGGUGUACGUGUACAAGGUGCUGAAGCAGGUGCACCCCGACACGGGCAUCUCGUCCAAGGCCAUGGGCAUCAUGAACUCGUUCGUCAACGACAUCUUCGAGCGCAUCGCGGGCGAGGCGUCGCGCCUGGCGCAUUACAACAAGCGCUCGACCAUCACGUCCAGGGAGAUCCAGACGGCCGUGCGCCUGCUGCUGCCCGGGGAGCUGGCCAAGCACGCCGUGUCCGAGGGCACCAAGGCCGUCACCAAGUACACCAGCUCCAAGUAAACGUGCCAAGUUAUAAUAGAGUUACUUUGUUGGACCCUGGCUCACGGGUGCCAACGUGGCCCGGUGGACGCCCCAGAGACCCAGACCCCAAACAGGCAGAUGCAAUUAGCAAGAGGGUUUAUUGAACGUUUGCGCAAACGGGCUCUCCGAGGAGGAAAAGAGCCCCGAUUAGCAAUUACUGGGAUCUUUUAAAAGGCAAAAGAAAAGAAACUGCCUAAAGACAAAAGAACCGCGGGAGUCGCAUGGCCUCCAGGUUGAUUUUGGGGAGGGUCAACAUGAACCUAUUCAGGGACAUUCCAAUCAGGGUGUGGGGAGGGGGGGGAACGGUUUUCUUAUUGUAAACAGAAUGCUUUUAGUUGCUAAAAUUUCAGGAAGAAGACUGGAUGGGCUGCCUCUGGAUUAGGGCUGGCCCUACUUACAAGGGGGGAGGUUUCUUCAACUUGUUUUUUGUUUUGUGAUUGGAUCGUUAAAAUUGAGUUUGUGCCCUGAAUUACUGGACUCGAAUACCGAGAUGUUCCAAAUUGUAGAUACUGGCAAUACAGUAUUUAUCAAAAUAGGAUGCCCAGUAUGCAAGUCAGAAGACUGGGGGUACAAGAUCUAAUCUGUCAUAAUCAUGUAGACUCUUCUGAGCCUACAAGCAUUUUAAAAAAUCAGCGAAAAAGGCGAAAGAAAUUAACAAAAAAGAAGGGAUCAAAUUAUUACUACUUCCCAGAAAACUGUAGUCAGCUGGAAUCCUCAAUUUGACUGUUAACUUUUAUUUUUAUUCUUCCCUUUUUAAAAAGACUUAAUAUAUAUACAUCUUCUUUACAAAAAAAUUAAAAGCAAACUUUAAUACCAUUUGAUUGAAUAUGUAUAGUAAAAAUUCAUGGGAAAAAAGGGUCACAUGCUUCUAUAUAUAGUGAGACAGUCCCUGCAGAACCUCUGGAUGCCUUAGCUGGGAGUCCUUGAAGGAGCUAAUAGAUGGUACAUCUGUGCCAAAUUGUAUAGGAAGGAGGCAUCAUCUUCAGUCAGGGGUCCCAGCUGCCCUGAUAAAACCUCAUGAAACAGCACAGGUCCCACAUCUUUAUCAACUUCUGGAGUUGAAAAGUAUUGUUUUUCAGGCUGGUUCUUUCCCUUAGCAGCAUGUAUUUAAGAUUUAUCCAUUUUUGUUAUGUGAAUUGAUAUCUUGUUCUUUUUUAUCACUAAGUAACUCUUUUGUAUGGCUAUACCACAGUUUGUCUAUUCAUUUACCUAUUUCAGGGGAUCUUGGUUGCUUCCACUUUUUAUCCAUUGUGAGUAAAGUUGUUAUAAGUAUUUGUGUGCAGGUUUUGUUGACAUAAUUUUUAAACAGUUGGGUAAAUAUCACCAAGAGCACAAUUGCUGGGUUGUAUGUGUCCCUUUAUAAGGAACUGCUAAACUGUCUUCCAAAGUGGCUGUGUCAUUCAGCAUUCUCACUAGCAAGAUUGAGAAUUCUUCUUGUUCCAUACCCUUGUCAGCAUUUGGUAAUGUCAUGUUUUAGAUUUUAGCCAUUCUGACAGGUGUCUAAUAGCUUACUGUUUUAAUUUGCAUUUCCCUAAUAACAGUUAUGUUCAGGAUCUUUUGAUAUGCUUAUGAGCCAUCUGUAUAUCUUUUUGGUGAGAUGUCUGUCCAUAUCUUUUGCCUAUUCUUUUCUUUUUAAGAUUUUAUUUAUUUAUUCAUGAGAGAGAGAGAGGCAGAGACAUAGGCAGAGGGGAAGCAGGCUCCAUGCAGGGAGAGACGCUCAACUGCUAAGCCACUCAGGUGUCCCUCUUUUGCCUAUUCUUUCAUUGGGCUUAUUUUCUUACAGUUGAGUUUCAAGCAUUUCUUAAAAUAUAUUCUAGAUACAAUCCUUUACACAUACAUGAUUUGCAAAUAUUGCAAUAUGAAAUGAAAGGCAGACUUUUCAUUCUCUUACCAGUGUCUUUAGCAGAGCAUACGUUUCUAAUUUCAAAAUAUUUUGAAAUUAAAUGCAAGCCACAUUAUAAUGAAAUAUAUUGCAAGUCACACAAAUAUUGGCUACAUAUGGCACUUUAAGCUUUCCAGUAGCCACAUUUAAAGUAGAAAAAAUAAACCAGUGAAAUUAAUUUUAACCAAAUAUUUUAAUCCAAUAUGUAAAAAAUGUUACAAUUUCAACAUGUAAUAAAGGUAAAAUUAUAGCAAUUUACAGUUUUAAAAAUUAGGUCUUUGAAAUCCAAUAGGUAUUUUAUACUUAUAGCAUGUCUUAGUUCAGACUUGCAACAUUUCAACUGCUCAAUAACCACAUAUGGCUGGUCCACCAUACUGGACACUAUAGCACUAAAUUAACUCUAGGCAGCCUAAACCACACUCCUUGCUCUAAACACCUAUGGCAGACUCACAAAUUUGUAACUGCAAUCUAGGGCUCUCCAUGAAUUCCAAACUAGUAAAUUCAACUGCUCUCUCAACAUCACCAUUUCAACAUUGUGCAGCCACAUCAAAAUUCUCUCCACAAGGGUUCACAAUCUCUCUUGACAGUGUUUUCAAUCUCCAUGGUUCAUUGUAUCCAAGCCAGAAAUAUGGUAUUUUUUUUCCUUGUUAGCUCCUUUUUUGUUUCCACUUCAAUCUAUCUACAAGAUAUGUUGAUUUUAUUUCCUAUAUAUUUUUGUUAUCUGACCGCUUUUCACCUUGUCCACUGCCACCGUUUUUGUCCAGACCCUGUCAUCUAUCUCACAUCUGGAUUAUUGUCCCUAGCUAGCUAGUCUCACUAUUCUUAAUCUUGUCUCCUUAAAAUCCACUCUCCACUCAACUGACAAAUAUAGAUGAGAAAAAUUUUUGUUUUCACUAAACAAUAACUGAAAUUUAGCAUUCCUUUCAAUUAUGAAUACUGCAUAGCAAACAGACCCGUCAUACUAGCCAUACCUGUGGCUAUGUUGACAUUGGAAAUCACAGCCAUAUUCCUAGCACUUUCCUGUGGUUACAGAUAUCUCAAAAUAUUGUUAAUGCUCACGAGAACCUAAAAAAUAUUAUAAUUGUUAUUUUACUCUGAAGUGCCAAUGAAGAAGCACAAAUAUAACUA
Messenger RNA from Nyctereutes procyonoides (raccoon dog), 3445 nucleotides. Its product is annotated as histone H2B type 1-C/E/F/G/I. The coding region runs from base 34 to 414 and encodes 126 amino acids. Gene Ontology annotation, molecular function: structural constituent of chromatin; DNA binding; protein heterodimerization activity. The transcript has 2 exons. The record is from RefSeq and is a predicted model, not a curated record. Lineage: Eukaryota; Metazoa; Chordata; Mammalia; Carnivora; Canidae. Gene Ontology annotation, cellular component: nucleosome.